ACCCCGCCUGCCGAUAAGAAUCCACUGAAAGACGCCUAAAAAUCGGACCUUUUCAGCGGUCAUUCCGGCCUCACGAUGGCUUCAGUUUCUGUCACGAGCUUACGAACUUAAAGAUACGGGACCGCAAGGGCGGAGUUUCCUAAUUCGGCUUGGCCAUUAUUUGCCUCAACACCUUAGACGAAGUCCUAUAGGCUUCUUAUUUAAGAGAUUCCGACUUCACUUUUAUACGGCUUUUGUGUAGAUUUUAUAUCAUAGAAUUUCAAUUCAUUCGUUGUACAUGUUAAUAUUUUCUAAAUCGAGGCUUAUUUUCCACUUUCAAUUCAAAGUCAUUAUUUAGUAUUAACUAACAGCGACGGCACAACUCAAAAUGGAUUUCAUAGCUCCGCCUUUUGAGGUCACCUUCAAAGCCCUCUUAUUCGACAUGGAUGGCACCAUCAUAGACUCCACCGCCGCAGUUGUGAAGCACUGGCACACCAUCGGAAAGGAAAUCGGCGUUGACCCCGAGGUGAUCCUGCAGACGUCUCACGGCCGACGGAGCAUAGACAUGCUCAAGAUCCUCAGUCCGGAGAAGGCGAAUUGGGAAUACGUACGCCACAUGGAAGCCCUCCUCCCCCGCCUCCACGGCUCCGACGCCGUCGAGAUCCCCGGCGCCCGCCCACUCCUAGACUCCCUCAUCGCCUCCUCCGCGCGCUGGACCAUCGUGACCUCGGGCACAGAGCCGCUCGUCCACGGCUGGCUCUCCGUGCUCAACCUCCCGCAACCAGAACACCUAGUCACAGCCGAGAGCGUCGCGAACGGCAAGCCGGACCCGGCGUGCUACCUCCUCGGGCUCUCGAAGCUGGGACUCGCGCCCGCGGACGAUGGUGCGCAGACGCUAGUGCUGGAGGACAGCCCCGCGGGCAUCCGCGCCGGAAAGGCCGCCGGGUGCCGGGUCCUCGGGCUCGUGACGAGCCACGGCGCCGACGCGGUGCGGGACGCCGGGCCGGACUGGGUCGUGCGCGAUCUGCGCUCCGUGAGCCUCGUCCGCGUCGACGAGGCCGCGGGCACCGUGACCCUAAGGUUCGCGGACGCGCUGGCUCCGGUGGCUGCGAAUGGGGGCGAGAGUACCUAGACUUAGGGCAAUGGGAGGUGGAGAUGGGAGAUGGGAGAUGAAGAAAAAAAAAUGGGAAGAAGUUGUUGUUGUUGAGAAAUGAAGGGG
Annulohypoxylon truncatum is the source of this 1198-nucleotide messenger RNA. Its product is annotated as HAD-like protein. Bases 368 to 1111 code for a protein of 247 amino acids. The record is from RefSeq and is a predicted model, not a curated record. NCBI's taxonomy places the organism in Eukaryota, Fungi, Ascomycota, Sordariomycetes, Xylariales, Hypoxylaceae. Gene Ontology annotation, molecular function: sugar-phosphatase activity; beta-phosphoglucomutase activity. The transcript has 3 exons.